CUGACCACCAACACCACCGUGUUUCCUUACUCUUCGUCCUGCCAGUUGAGUUUGGCGGUACAUAUCAGAGAGAGGAAGGGGAGGAAAAGAAGGAAAAGAAGGAAAAAGAAGGAAAAAAGUCUACUAAACGCUGACGAAUUCUCUGCUAACUACUUGUUCUUGGUUGCCUUUAGCUAUACAGAUCAACGGGGAGUUCACUCGUUAUACUUCUCAACCUGUCUACAACCGCCCGCCAUCACGACCCCCGCCGAACGGAAAAACAAACCACGUAGAACCCCGUUCCCUGCAGGAGCCAUUCCGUCUCCCCCGUAUUUUCCGGUUCCUCACUUAGUCAUAACGUUGCCUGGAAAUCUUCGAAACUCGACAUAUCUCCGUGAUUGAUGCGGAGUCGACGCUCUUCCCAGGACUCGAAGGCCUCGAUCACUAUUAGGGAGAGCGAAGAUAGCGAGUCAUCAUCGGUUGAUGGGCACGGAGAGGGCCAAUUGGCUGCUGCGAACGAGUCGCGGAGUCCUGGUGGUGAAAAGGAAGAGGUAGACGGUCCUUCUACGGAAGGUCUUUGGAACCCCCCGCAGGAUCGAGAACCCUUCGACGCGACGACCCCGCCAACCCUCUCGAAGGAGAAGAUGGAGGAUACCCGGAAUUUUAGGAGACCACGGUUGAGGUCCGCUUGGUUGUGCCCGUUAUCGACGCUGGGGGUUACGCUUCUCUCAGCGCUCGUCUUAUGGACUACAAUACAAUCGUUCAGGGAACGGCAGUGUGAUAUCAAGGGGUGUCUGAUCCCGCAAAUGUCCCCCGUGUACAUCCGGGAGAAGGAUUUCGACACGGAACACACGAGAUUUGCCAGCAAAUAUAAUCUCUACCUUUACCGGGAACAUAAUGUGGACGUUGAAUAUCCGCCCAAAGGGGUUCCGGUACUUUUCAUCCCCGGGAAUGCCGGCAGCUACAAGCAAGUGCGACCAAUAGCAGCAGAAGCCGCACGAUAUUUUAAGAACGCAGCAGCCAAGGACGAGUCGUUAUUGGGAGCGGGACAACGGGGGCUUGAUUUCUUCACCGUGGAUUUUAAUGAGGACAUAACAGCGUUUCACGGCCAGACGAUGCUUGAUCAGGCUGAAUAUUUGAAUGAGGCGGUUUCGUACAUUCUUUCGCUGUAUCACGAUUCACGAAAGUCGACAAUGGAUUCGGACCUGCCGGACCCUAGUUCUGUUAUUCUAUUUGGCCACUCGAUGGGUGGAAUUGUCGCCCGUACCAUGUUGAUCAUGCCCAACUACCAGUCGAAUUCCAUAAACACCAUCAUAACAAUGUCUGCACCCCAUGCUCGCCCGCCUGCGCCAUUCGACAAGCAGAUAGUGGAAACGUAUGACGACAUUAAUAGCUAUUGGCGCAAGUCAUUCUCGGCAAAAUGGGCCAAUAACAACCCACUUUGGCACGUGACUUUGGUCUCAAUUGCUGGCGGAGGAUUAGAUACAAUUGUGCCUUCUGACUAUGCUAGCAUUUCGUCUUUAGUGCCUGAUACCCAUGGUUUUACUGUGUUUACGUCUUCUAUUCCCAAUGUGUGGGUUGGCGUAGAUCAUCUUGCAAUUCUUUGGUGCGAUCAGCUCAUGAAAGUUGUAGCUCGCGCUAUGCUGGAUAUUGUUGAUGUAAAAAGGCCUGGGCAGACAAAGGCUCGUGCUGAGAGGAUGAGGAUCUUUAAGAAGUGGUACCUCACUGGUAUGGAGCCAAUUGCGGAAAAGACGCUGCCCCAUAAAGACCCUACUACUCUGUUGACACUUGAUAAUUCCCAUUCUAUCGUCAAUCUUGGCCAGAAACUUAAGCUGGAUGGAGCAAGGGAUGGGAAUUUAGAGGUGCUUUACUGCAGCGUCUUCCCCCUGCAAGCUGGACAGACGGCCGCUUUGUUCUCCAUGAAUAUGGAUCUGUCUGGGGAUAGUUCUGGCUCGACGCGCCUUGCUUGCAAGAAUGCCGCUGAGGAUGUCAUUGAGCUUCCUGCUUCCGUGCGGACCUCCAAACAGCCGUUUGAACGAGCCCAGGCGUUUUCUUAUUUGCAGUAUGACCUCGAGGAUAUAGCUGAGCAUCAGUUUGUGGCUGUUGUGGAUAAGGCUAGUAGAGUGGCGCAGGGUUGGGUGAUUGCAGAGUUUGUGGAGAAGAAGGACUCGUAUAUACGAUCGAAUGCUAGCCUUCGUGGCUUGCUGAUGGAUGGUGUUCAUGCAACUUUGCCAGCGGAACGGCCCUUCGUGACAGAAAUCCAUAUUCCCGUAAUGCACAGUAGUCUGCUGACCUACAAGAUGCGUGUGGGUGUGCAGUCCUGCGGGGAGGAUGGCCAGCUCUUCACUCCGCUCCUCCGUCAGUACCUUGUCGACCCGUAUGAGUCCAAGUUCUUUGUUAAUGUGCACUCUGCGGAUAUCAAUCUUCACGGAUCCGCCCCAUUCAUCCCCCCGGCACUCCGGCCUAGUUCCCAGCGCGGCCUUUCGCUGCAGCUUUGGCUAGAUCCUACGUGCAACAGCACUGUUGAGAUUGAGGUUAGAUUCGAUUUUCUCGGGAGUCUUGGAAGGCUUGCCAUGCGGUAUCGGACCGUUUUUGCUGCAUUCCCGUUGUUGGUUGUCGCGCUUGUUCUCAGGAUUCAAUUUCGGGAAUAUGAUAAUAAGGGCCGCUUUAUGAGUUUUGGGGAAGGUCUUGACAGGCUCAUUCCCAGGACUCUGCCAUAUGUUCUAGUGGCGCUGUCGGCGUUGGCUAUUUCCCUUUCGUUUGCCAAGGCCAAACAGGACAACCCCGUUCCGUCACCUCUGUCAAAGUCCGUGACGGAGCAGUCUGCCACUGCUAUAGAGUUCGCGAAGAAUGAUCUGCUUGUUGGGCUGCAAGAUCCAUUCUUUUGGUUCCUUGCGCCGCUGUUUGCUCUGAUCGCCGUUGGCGUUUGCGUUGUUUUGAAUUACGGGGCGAUGCUGAGUUUGCACUCGUUGACUACUCUUUACACGCUCUUUAGCAAGUGGCCAACCUGGGUUAACAUUGAGCGAAGGUCGAUCACUCCUGCUUUUUCCACUAGCAGCCCCAAGCGACGGAUAAUGACGACCUUGAUGCUCCUGUUCUUUGUCGCGACGCUUAUCCCUUACCAGUUCGCGUACAUGGUUGCUUGCAUUGUACAGAUUGCCACUUGUGUCAGGGCUUUGAAAUUUGCUAGGGAAAAUCGAUCCGGCACGUACUGGGAUUUCUACCAUUACGCGCAUUCUAUCCUCAUCGUGAUGCUCUGGAUCCUACCAAUUAAUCUCCCAGUACUAGCUGUGUGGAUACAUAACCUGACAGUCCACUGGCUCACACCAUUUUCGUCCCACCACAACCUUCUCUCGAUAAUGCCAUUCAUCCUACUCGUCGAAACAUUGACUACAGGGAAUAUGAUUCCCCGGAUCAGGAAUCGACUCUGUCUCGUAACAGACUUACUCUUCCUAGGACUAGCAGCAUAUGCCGCCUUAUAUGGCGUAACAUACGCCUACCGCCUCCACCACCUGGUGAACUUCAUCGCGGGGUGGUUCGUGAUUGUUCACUUUAGCACAGCGCCGCCGACGAUAUCUGGCAUAAUAGACCUAUUUAAUGACGAUGGGGAUGAUGAUGGGUCGAAGAAACGCCAUCAGUGAGACCCUUACGGGGGCUGGGAGAGAUUCACAUACCUGUCUGCCUACCUACUUGCCCGAGGAGAACAACGGGGGGGUACAAUAAGAACUUGAGAUUUUGUAGGAUUAUUAUAAGCAAGAGCGGGGGUUUCUUUUUUUUUUGCUUUUACUUUUUUUUCUCAUGUUUAGAAAGUUCAUCGAGCAGCAAAGCGUUGGACUGUUUUGGAUGGCGUUAUGUAUUCAUUUUUUUUUUUACACUUUUUCUAUAUUUAUUUUUCUGUUUCCUCUUACCAUUUCACUUUCUUCCUUCUUCUGAUACUAACCCUUUCCCAUCGCUCUUUCUCCAUAACCCCCAGCCUGGCCUUUCACUUCCGCAGUACUCUAUUUCCUCCCGCUCGCUUGAUCUGGCUUUAGCUUGGCGAGCUGUGGAGUUGCCAACAGCCCAUUUACCUUCCCUUUAUUCCCCCAACCCAUCGUACUUACCUAUUGUAUACUACCCAUCUUCACCCCUUUCUUUUCUUUUCUUUUCUUUUCUUUUCUUUCUUUCCCCUUUUGGCUAGUUGGUUGUAUUGCCGAGACUGGACGGACGGAACAUUAUUUAAUGACCUUUCUCAUUUUUUUCAUUGUACAUAUCUUUCUUUCACUCCUUGACUGCUGGAUAUCCAUCUCUUGCACAUGUAUUGCUAUUAUCGCUACAUAUCAUAUAUCAUCACAUAUCAAGAAUGA
Molecule: messenger RNA, 4322 nt
Organism: Tuber melanosporum (Perigord truffle)
Lineage: Eukaryota; Fungi; Ascomycota; Pezizomycetes; Pezizales; Tuberaceae
Exons: 8
Coding region: 381-3620 (1079 amino acids)
Biological process (GO): GPI anchor metabolic process; endoplasmic reticulum to Golgi vesicle-mediated transport
Cellular component (GO): endoplasmic reticulum
Molecular function (GO): phosphatidylinositol deacylase activity
Source: RefSeq, a predicted model, not a curated record